AUGGCCCACGCGGCAUUCGCUUUCCUAUGUAUAUCGUGGCUGUCGCUGUUUUCGCUGGUGAAUGCCAGGCCGCAGGGAGGAUGGUGGAAUACCUCGAUGCCGCGCGUGGAAAACACCAGUCCAAGCCUGCCAUCCACCCAGCCCAGCCCGAGUUCGGGAUCUUUCCCGUUGAGGAGUUAUAUCCCUGAGCCGAUUGGAAUACCCUUUGCGAUCCAGAACCGCACCGCGCAGCCAUGGGUGAGCCUCAAUGAGCCCGUCGUCCACCAGCCCAACGCCGCAGCGCCCACUGCUCUCUGCGCCAGCUCCGGUGACUCCGGCGGAGGAUACUGGUACGCGGACAUCGAGCACAACGGCCAAUCCUCCUUCCUCGAUUCCAGCCACAAGGAGGCGUACACGGUGUUUCGCAACGUGGUCGACGAUUUCGGGGCGGACAACACGGGCAGCAGGGACGCGGCGCAGGCGAUCCAGGCCGCGAUCCAGGCCGGACCAUCCAACGGACCGGAUCGCGCCUCCCACUCCAUGGGCACCACCGGACAGCCCGCCAUCGUCUAUCUCCCCGCAGGAACCUACCUGCUCGCGAGCUCGCUGCAGCUGUUCGUGGGGACGGUCAUCAUCGGCGACCCGACGAACCCGCCCAUCAUCAAAGCCGCGGCCAAUUUCCCGGACGACCAUCUCAUCUAUGCCAAAGACCCCAACUUCGGCGGCACGAUCAACUUCUACAUCGGGAUGAAGAAUGUGGUGCUCGACUCGACGGGGGUCGCGUACGACAAGAACAUCGCCCUGCUGGAUUGGACUGUCAGUCAGGCGACGCAGUUGACCAAUGUCGGGUUCAACAUGCCGGUUGGGACGGCGACUCACAUCGGUCUGACGACCCAGUAUGACUACAACAGCAACCUCAUCAUGAACGAUCUGUGGUUCAAAGGCGGCGCGGUCGGCAUGAAGCUCAGCGGCCAGCAGUGGGUAUUCAAGAACCUGAGUUUUCUGGGAACAACAACGGCGGUCGUGGCCGGGGGCACCGACAUCACCUUCCUGGGCUGUCGUUUCGAGCAGUGCAAGACGGGGAUUGACGCGCACGGCACCUCGGGCUCGCUGACCGUCAUUGACACCUCGGUGACGAGCGUCGGCACGUUUAUCACCACCGGCACCUCCGACACAGCCGGCAACUCCAUAGUGCUCGAGAACAUCAGCAACUACGGCAACACGGUCAAGGUCGGUGACGCGAUCGUGCUGAGCGGGGGGGUCUCAGACACCUGGGUCCACGGCCACCUGUACACCUCCGGCUCGAACCAAAUGCAAGCCACAAACGGCCAGCUCGUCAGCACCUCCCGCGUAUCGGCGCUGUUGUCCGGCAACAAGUACUUCACCAAGGCGCCCCCCACGUACCAGGAGUAUACCGCCAGUCAGGUCCUCAACAUCAAGAACGUGCCGGGCAAGCCGGUGUACGGCGACGGCGAGACGGACGAUACCCGCAACAUCAACGCGAUCCUGUCCAGCAACAAGGACUGUAAGCUCAUCUAUUUCCCCGCGGGGACGUACGUGGUCACCGACACGAUCCAGAUUCCCAGCGGCAGCCGGAUUAUCGGGGAUGCGUUCGCCGCGACCAUCAGCGCGGUGGGCAGCAAUUUCGAGGACGAGGCCGCGCCGCGCGCGAUGAUCCGCGUCGGCAACCCCGGGGACGUAGGCGUGGCGCAGAUCAGCGAUAUGGUGUUCACGGUGGCGGAUAUUCUCCCGGGAUGUCAAUUGGUGGAAGUCAACAUCGCCGGCACGAAACCCGGGGACGUGGGGUUCUGGAACGCGCACUUCCGGAUUGGCGGGGCGGUGGGCAGUCUCGUCGAGUCGCAGUGCACGGGCAGCCCGGACAACUGCAAGGCGGCGUACGGGCUGCUGCACCUGACGAGCACCUCGUCGGUGUACGUCGAGAACAUGUGGGGGUGGACGGCGGACCACGAUCUGGACGGGGACAGCGCGCAGACGAUCUCGACGGGGCGCGGGAUGCUGGUGGAGGCGACGGCGGCGACCUGGCUGGUCGGCACGGGGAUGGAGCACAACACGCUCUAUCAGUACAAUUUCCACAAGGCGCGCAACGUCUUCUCGGCGCUGCAGCAGAGCGAGUCGCCCUACUGGCAGGGGGUGGGCAGCACGCUGGCCCCGGCGCCGUGGGACGGGGCCUUGCGGGACAGUGACCCGGAUUUCGCGGGGUGUGGCGGGGAUGACGCGCUGUGUCGCAUGGCGCUGUUUGAGCGGAUAUAUGAGUCCUCGGACUUGUUCCUGUACGGGGGCUGUAAUUGGGUGUUCUUCAAUGAUAACGGGAACUGUCCGAAGGGGGAUUGCCAGCGGAAUGCGGUGUUGGUGGAGGACUCGUCGCAGGUGUAUCUGUAUGGGACCAACACGAAGAGCACGACGAAUAUGGUGGUGGAUGGGGAGGGGACGCCGAUUGCACGGCAGGCGGAUAAUGCCGGGGGUUGGGGGGGUGUGAUUGCUGCGUAUUUGUAUAAUUCGUAG
Aspergillus saccharolyticus JOP 1030-1 is the source of this 2502-nucleotide messenger RNA. Its product is annotated as glycoside hydrolase family 55 protein. The record is from RefSeq and is a predicted model, not a curated record. The transcript has 6 exons. Lineage: Eukaryota; Fungi; Ascomycota; Eurotiomycetes; Eurotiales; Aspergillaceae. Gene Ontology annotation, molecular function: polygalacturonase activity. Bases 1 to 2502 code for a protein of 833 amino acids.